This is a messenger RNA of Daldinia decipiens, 1700 nucleotides long. RefSeq lists its product as uncharacterized. The transcript has 5 exons. The record is from RefSeq and is a predicted model, not a curated record. Bases 189 to 1424 code for a protein of 411 amino acids. Lineage: Eukaryota; Fungi; Ascomycota; Sordariomycetes; Xylariales; Hypoxylaceae.
ACUGUUUCGUCCUUAAAAACGUGAUCAGCCGCGAUCGAUUCGCGUCUUCGUAGUGGGCCGAUGAAAAAGGGAAAGAAAAGGCUUGCAUACAUACAACACGAUAAGAACAGUUUUAAGGUUGGAAAAAAAAGAAAAGAAAAAAAGAGCUGAGCUGAACUGAAAUUUGCGACUGACGCAAGACCCUCGCGAUGGCUUCGCUAAGCACGAUUCCAUCAAAGAGGACGCUGGUGCUGUCGAUCGCGCCGGUUCUGGUAUCCGCAUAUCUCAUAUAUAGAUUUUCACCCCCGGGCUUCCUCACAUCCCGGAGAAAAUCGAAUUCAGGUGAACGGCCCGAACCACCAAGAAUUACAAGAGGAGGAGAAUGGAUGGAGGAAAGCGAUGAAGUGAAUGUUAGUUCCGAAGCCGAGGAAGAAGAUGAGGAUGAGACUCCCGAAGACAGCUCGGACCUUCGCCCCCCUUAUGAGUAUUAUUGCAUGUUCCGUCCUUUCUUUGACAUUCAAAAUGAGAAUGAGGACAAGGAUGAGGACGACCAGCUUGACGACGAUGACCUGCUUGAAGAAUACAACCAGGAAAUCCGAGCUGAAGACAACAUCGAGAUGAAGCCAGCCACCGAGCAUCCAGACCAUCGGUGGAUCGCCAUGUGGGAGACCUGGAAACUGUUUUCCGCAUGGGAAAGGCGGGCAUCGUACACCAACCCCGACUUUUUCAAAAUGCAUAUCCACAAGCACUUCCACGGCCAGGGCAUGCAGGAAAUGAUCGAGAACAUGCUCAUUGCUUUCGAUAAAGAAUUUGCGCGGAAGAAGCGUGGCAAGAGAGCCGUGAAGCAAAUGUGGGCGAUUGUAGCUGCUAUGAUGCAGUGGCUUUUAGAAAUUCCCCUUCACGGAUGGAUAGCAACGGGCGACGUGCAAAGAAUAAAUACCACCGUUAACCUCGUUGGCCGUGCUCUACUCACGGUGCUCCACGAGCUUGACCGGGCCAAGAUGCUCAAGGCUGAUUCCGAGAUCAAAGACUUAGGGCUGAUCAUGACAUUCUACCUCUACUGGGUUGAAGACUUGGAGAUCCCAGACCUCGAGUUGCCGUACCGCAAGGAAGUCGUCGGCUACGCGAAGAGAGCCGGCAUCGAUCUCAGCCUGGCCGGGUGCUACGGUACGGAUGAGAAAAUUAAGGCGCUAGAAAGGGCGGGCAAGAUUAAGCCAAUUCCUAGCACGCCAAAGGCCGACAGGUGGGAUUGGAAGAAGAAGUUCAAGAAGUUCUCCAAGGAGUAUAAGAUCGGCGGCGAACGAUUCAACAUCUUGAAGAUGUCGCGGGACGAACGCGCCGGCUACGCGUUCGACAAGAAGGAUCCGCUUGCCGAUAUUUCAGACAAGGCUCUCCAAGAGGGCAACGUUAGGGUGAGGCCUAAAAGAGGCGUCGCAUCUCAUUAAUAUGGUGAUGAUGAUGAUAUUUUCGGGUUCCAAGGGGGAGGGUCUCGUACUAUUUCUUCGAUGAAGAAAGAUGGGUCUAUCCCACGUAAGCUCGAGUUCCAUGUAUCGUCUCGUUAAAAGACGGAGACCGCGGGGGCUGCAGUUGGUGGAAUCUUGGAUUGGUGCUUGCGGAAUUACCGAGGUACAGAGAUUACAUUACAUAUGCCAUUCUCCCCUUGUUCUUACGAGAUACGAUUUGUACAUAGGGACGAUGAAUUGGAGUAGUUUACUGCUUCA